Paraglomus occultum is the source of this 270-nucleotide messenger RNA. NCBI's taxonomy places the organism in Eukaryota, Fungi, Glomeromycota, Glomeromycetes, Paraglomerales, Paraglomeraceae. The record is from the annotation of a GenBank genome assembly.
AUGGUCCAAUCUAUACGUCUCGAGCUUGCUGACGAUAUUCAGGAUAAAAUAAAUAAAAUAUCUGAAGAAGCCGUCGUCGGCUCGAAAGUAUAUGUGCUCUUUUUUGGAACGGAGCUUCCAUCUACGGGACAGUCCUGGUGUCCAGACUGCUAUGAGGCCGAUCCACACAUUCGCAAUGCGUUUGACAAGCACGCACCAAGUGCGAUAUUGAUUGAAGCACCCGUUGGCACAAGAGAACAGUUAAGUUCAGAAAUUUCCAUAAAAAACUAG